Molecule: messenger RNA, 392 nt
Organism: Symbiodinium sp. CCMP2456
Lineage: Eukaryota; Dinophyceae; Suessiales; Symbiodiniaceae
Source: the annotation of a GenBank genome assembly
GCUCCGCUUCCUUGCUGUGUCGCUCAGGGCAGUCUGGGAUCAACCGCUGGUCCUGGCCGUCCUCAAGCAACAGGAGGCAUCAUCGGAGCAACUCAGCCUUGGCAUCCCAGAAGACGCCGUGCAGCGGCUGUUGGCCCGCCUGAGACCUGCGCUGGAGUUUGCGCAGCAGGGGCUUAAGGCGGGAGCAUCUGAAAGCACGGUCCCCGCCAGCUCUGCUUCGAGGUUCCGCCUCUACACUCAGCGAGGUAUUGGCGAUGAAGCUGCAGCUCAGGCACGGCGAACGCUGCAGUCCGUGUUGAAGGUCACUGCCCGAGCCACGGAGAUUCUCGGAUUGCUGGCCUUGCUCCAUCGACAGCGCAGCUCCUACCGCGUGCUGCGAAGCUCCGUGCUAA